This is a messenger RNA of Centropristis striata (black sea bass), 4473 nucleotides long. It is a transcript of the gene rpgrip1l, whose product is annotated as RPGRIP1 like. Gene Ontology annotation, cellular component: photoreceptor connecting cilium. Lineage: Eukaryota; Metazoa; Chordata; Actinopteri; Perciformes; Serranidae. Bases 83 to 3844 code for a protein of 1253 amino acids. The record is from RefSeq and is a predicted model, not a curated record. Gene Ontology annotation, biological process: non-motile cilium assembly; retinal rod cell development. The transcript is spliced from 24 exons.
CAUAGCGACAUGACGAACUGGGAUGUUUCCAGUAGCAACCGUUACUCUGGACUGAAUAAAGUCGUUUUAAAAGAUUGAAAACAUGUCCACUCUUCUGGAUGAGACAGCAACAGAUGUGCCAGUCAGGGACUUCACAGUGAACCUGUCCCGACUCGCAGCAGUGUCAGAGCCAUCGGCGUAUCAAAAUGCUCGGGCACGACAGGACAUCUCACGUGUGUCCAGGGAGGAGUUGGAGGACCGAUUCCUGCGCCUCCAUGAGGAGACCCUGGUCCUCAAACAGGAUCUUCACAAGAAGGACGACAAGAUCAAGAAGCUGGGCACAAAGUUGAUGAGGCUGGUGAAGGACCGGGGUCGUAUGGCCCAGCUCGCGGGUGGCGGAGCCCAGCCGGUCUCCAGGGUGCGGGAUGUGGAGAUGGAGGAGAUGAUGGAGGAGCUGCAGGAAAAAGUCCGUGGACUGCAGGCGGAGAAGGAGGGGUUGAAACAGCGCCUCCUCGUGGCCAAGCAGCAGCUUGUCAACUCGCAGAGCGGCCGGCCUACACCGCACGGCCGCGUCCAGUCACGAGUCAACUCGGGAUUAAAGAAGCUGCGAGAUGACUCUCCUUCUCCAACUCGACCAAAAAGUAAUCGGAGUUUGGAGGGAGGUGGCCGACCUCCGACCGGACUCUUACCUCGAUUCGGACACAGCCUGCUGGAGGAGGCGAGGGCAGAGAUCCGCAACCUAGAGAAUGUGAUCGAGCUCCAGCGGAGCCACAUGGACGAGAUGGAGAGAUCGUCUGAGCAGCUGAGGGAAGAGCUGAGGAGGAAGGAGGCCGAACACGAGGAGAGACUUCUGCAUGUCCGACAGCAGCAGACCUCCAAACUGAGGUCACACGUCAACGGCAACGUGGCGAUGAUCAAACUGCAGAAGCAGCUAGCUGACCGGUCUAACGUCGUCACAGAGCUGGAGGGAAGAUUUCUACAACUACAGGAGAGUCAGAGGACGCUGAAGGCCAGUCACGACGCAGCGAUGCUGAAGGUGGACGAGCUGUCGGCUCAGCUGAAAGACGAGAAGAUGAAGAGUUUGGAUCUGGAGAAUCGGGUGCAGAGCUCCAACAUCCACAGGAUGGAGAUGGAGCAGCUGCAGGAGAGGAUCAGUGAGCUGCAGCAGGAGAGGGACCUCCUGAAGGACAACAAUGAAAAACUGGUCAACAGUGCGUUCGACGUGUCUCAGCAGCAGAAAUGGCAGAUUCAGGAGCAGAAGCUGAAACUGCAAAUCGCUCAGCUGGAGACGUCGCUGAAGGCCGACCUCGUCGACAAAAAUGAAAUCCUUGACAAAAUCAAGGCUGAGAGAGACACAAAUGAGAAGCUGACAGAAGAAAAUAGGAAACUUCACCUCCAGUUUCUGGAACAGAAGCAGCAGCUGGAGGAACUCAACGAGCGUCUGAAAUUCUACAGCAGGGAGAACGAGUACGACGUGUCCCAACUCACUGAGGCUCUGCUGCUCAUCAAGAAGCGUAAAUCUCAGCGGAGCGGAGAUCUGGGCUUCCUAAACGAGGUGGAGGACGGAGGCUCAGAGAGCGCCGUCCGAGAGCUGCGAGCCGCUCACGCUGAGACCAUCCAGGAGCUGGAGAAGACCAGAAACCUCCUCAGCAUGGAGAGCAGGAUCUGCAGAGACUAUAAAGCGGAGCUGGAAGCCGUGCUGAAGAAGAUGGACAGUAACAAAGCGGAGAGCGAACGGAAACUGGAGCAUCAGGCUGCUCUGCUCGACAACAGGGCCGCCAAGAUCAACAAACUGGAAGCUCAGCUCAGAGAUGUCGUCUACGGCACCAAAACCCACGUCUUCAAACCGGACGCCACAGAUGAAGAUGAGGACGAUGAGACUGAUGAAACUCUUCACCUGCAGCGUGGAGAGAACCUCCUGGAGCUUCAGGUUGUCUCCGCCACGCUGUCUCCGUCCGCCCUGCUGGCUCUGGGUGACGGCGAACCCUCCACCUUCUGUACGUACGCCUUGUACCUCUUCGAGCUGCACGCCACGCCGGUGGUGACGGGACACAGACCCAGAUACGGUUUCACCUCCAAGUAUGUGGUGAGCAUGGACGACAGCUUCCUGGACUAUUUGCACAGAAGCUGUGUGACUGUGGAGCUGCACCAGGCUCUGGGUCUGAGCUGGAGGACGCUCGCCAGCGGACAGAUUCGACUGCAGCAGCUGCUGGAGCACGACGGGAGGAUUCAUGGGUCCGUACCGCUGAUCGGUGAGAGCAGCGAGGCUCUGCCCUUCGGCUCACUGGAUUACUGGCUGAGACUGAGGAUCCCCAUGACGGAGACCAUCCACCUGUUUAAGGAGAAGGUGACGGCGGCAAGCUUCAUCAACCAGGAUGCACAGCUGCAGCCACGUGGUGGUGGCAGCCUGAAUGAACUCUCCAUCACUGUUCAACGCUGCCGAGGCCUGAAGAAGUCCAGAGGCUCCGAGCAGCCGAGCCCCUACGUGGUUUACAAGUUCUUUGACUUCCCUGACUACCCGACCGCCACCGUCCAUGACUGCUGCGACCCCGUCAUCAACAACCUCAAGUCCUACUCCGUCCCGAUGGAUGCAGACCUGGACCGGUACCUGAACUCUGAGGUCCUCCAGUUCUACGUGUUCGACUACAAAGAGGAGCAGAUGGACACGUACAUGGGGAAGGCCAGAGUGUCUCUGCUGCCUCUGGUCCGGGACGAUGGGAUCGCUGGUGUGUUCGAGCUCACCGAUCCCUCAGGACUUCCUGCCGGACACAUCGAAGUGACGCUGAAGUGGAAGUUCCCUCACCUCCCUCCGUCAGCCUCCAUCAGGACUGUUGAAGAGUUCAUCCCAAAGGAGAGAGAAAACAAACCAUCAGAUCAGCUCGUAGUGAAAGACGAGACGAGAGACAGGGAGGUUAAUGAGACUCUGCAGGACGAAGACAAACAUCUGUCUCAUCAUCGGCCCGUUCUGCCCCUAGAGGUCUCUGCUGCGAAGGCCCCACUGCCAAAACUCAGACAGAAGACACAACUGACGGCCAAAAAGGUCUCAUUCAUAGAUCCGUCAGCUGCAGAGCAGCAGGUUGUGUCAGAAGCGUCUCGGGCUGCUCAGAACGCAGCAGUGGAGGAGGAAGAGGACGAAGAAGAAGAGUCUCACUUCUCUGAAGGUCAACUGCUCGCAUCUCACUCCGACGACUCUGAAAUCUCAGAGGAAAUCACUGAAGAUGUGGAGGAGGCCCCAGCAGCAGCAGCAGCAGCAGCAGCAGCAGCAGCAGCCAGAGAAGAUGGGAGCGGAUCGAGUCAGUCCGACAGCGAUGACUGCAUAGUUCACGGACAGUCUGCAGGGAGGAAGCCGGCUGAUCGAGUGCGGGUGGAGGUCGUGUCUCUCAGCCUGAGUCCGGAGUCUCGGGUGUCCCGGGAUGACAGCGUGGUGCGUUUGUUUGUGGAGUACUCUCUGUUGGAUCUGCCCACAGAGGAGACGCCCCUGUCUCUGCCCAAACCGCCCCGGGGCAAGAGCAUCAACUACAACUACAGUAAAGUGGUUCCUGUGGACGUGGAGAGCAACGCAGCGAGGCGGCAGCUGCUGAGGGGCGUCCUGCGGGGACAAAACCCUCAGAUGGAGAGGAUCCGGUUCACGGUGGUGAGCGAACCUCCGGAGGAAGAGGAGCAGGAGAGGGAGUGUGAGGAUGUCGGGGUGGCCUUCCUCAGGAUCCCCGAAAUCCUGGAGAGACAACAAGACCUGACGGAGACCAGCCUGAAUGUGUUGGACGUGGAGGACAGCAGUAAGGUGGUUGGCAGUCUGACUGUGUCUGUGGAGGGACUGGAGGCUCUGCAGGCCAUCAUGCAGGACCAAGACCGGGACCAGGAGUGAAGCUCGGCUUCCGUCAACACGAGGCAACACCAUGACACAAAACACACCAGCAGACAAAUAACACGAUGUGUGUAUCAGAAACAAGUACACUAGAUUUUACCUGCAGAACUUUAUUAAAUACUUUCAGAACUGAAGCUGUUCAGUUUCUCUGUCAAUCAAACACUUUAUUCGUAACCGAUGGCCCAUUGGAAGGCCGUUGGAAAGUUAAAGUAAACACUUUUCAGAGGAAAUGUGAGGUUGAGAUUGUAAAGAAGCUCGAGUGAAAAUAAAAAUGAAACCUUCCCUGUUCUAGAGGAAGAAGAAUCUACUUGGUACAUUUUAUAAAUUUACUUGAAAAGUAAAUUAUUUAAUAUAUAAAACUGUUUCCUCACUUUCAGAAUGUAUUGUAAACUGUAAAUGUAAUUUAGGAUUUGUACUGUGUGGAUUCUCUGCAGUUUUUGAGGGAGAAGGGAUUCAUUAGUUACUGUAGUAGCUCAGGUACUGCAGCAGCUAGAAAGAAGCUUUAGUUUCUACGGUCUGGGAAUCUUCGUUGUUGUUUAUAGGAGACAGAUGUCUCACGAAUGUGCCUUAAAUUUGAUAUUUCCUACCAUGUUUUGUAUUGUGCUCUAAUAAAGAGAGAUUUUUCUGUA